AUGGAAGACCACGAGCGCCCACCCAGCUACGCCCGGAGCGUCGAAUGGCCCACCGUAAGUAACCGACCUUCCCCACCGAGUCCGAUACCUACUAAACGCCUUGCAGCCCAUCAUUCUCAAAAUCUACCGCCUCAAAUCGAUCUCCCCUCCCUCGAGCUCCAUCUGCAAGAUCGGCCGGCAUGCCGAGACGCUCAAAGAAGCCAUCCUGCUUUCUCCCUCUGUGACAUGGGAAGAUUUCGGUUCCGACCAGGUCGGCCACGCCGCUGAUCUCUUCCAGUGGCAUGAGAAAUUCGACGUCGAUACUACGCUGGCGUGGUCUGUCAUUGUGCGGGGAGAGCGCAAGAGGGAUAAGAUCGUCCAUGAGGAUAAUUGGGAGCAAGUGAAGAAGUUGAUGAUUGCUUCGCGGGAGGAGCUCGUCAUGACGAAGAAGCCGGAACUCAUUCUGGUCGUGGGGCCGGUGUUGAAGGAGGAAAGCCUGGUGAAGAAGGCUUGGCUGAAAGGUUUGGACGUGAAGAGGAAGGUCUUUGGGUACCCGUGGGCUUGA
This is a messenger RNA of Lecanosticta acicola, 544 nucleotides long. NCBI's taxonomy places the organism in Eukaryota, Fungi, Ascomycota, Dothideomycetes, Mycosphaerellales, Mycosphaerellaceae. The record is from the annotation of a GenBank genome assembly.